AAGAAAAAAAACACCAAGGCAAAAAUUGUACACUCUGAAAUCAACAGAAGAAAAAAGUAGCGCGUGGCUUACGGAAUCUUGUCGCCAAAAAAAUGUAUUCCUCAUUGUUGAUCACAAAAAUCAUAAUCUCCUAAUUCUGAAAACCCUGAAAUGGAAACUCAACAAGACAAGCCUAAGAAGACGAGAGAUUUACCCAACUUAUCAGAAUGCCAGUCUUGCGGAUUCAGGAUCGACACUUGCGAUACUAACGAAGACAACAACACUCUCCAAACCCUAUACAGUGAAUGGCGGAUCAUAAUUCUUUGUAAAAUUUGCUUCGUCGGCGUCGAAUCUUCAAAUCUUUGUUCUUACUGUUUCAAAGGUAAGAAUAACACUACCUCCUCCUUCAAUUGUGCCCAAUGCGAACGGUUUAUACAUAAAUCUUGCUUUGCCAAUUACUCUAAGUUUUCGCCUUGGUCGUUUUCGUCUAAGUUUUCCGUAUGCGUUGAUUGUUGGGUGCCCAAAUCGAUUGCUGCGAAAAGGGCUUAUGUUUAUAGCAAGAAAAACAAGAAAAAGAAACUGAAUUUGAAUUCUGAGGAUGUGGUUAUGGAUGUGAAUUGUGAUGUUAGGAAAGUCGAAGCAGCUGUUAGGGCUAGAGAUUUGGUUGUCGAGAAGGCUUUGGCUGCGCGAAAAGCUACUGACUUGACGCAUAAUGCGGUUGAUUUAGUGUCGGAUAGGACUGUUGGGGGUUUAUGUUUGGCGUACACGUUGGAUGAUCCGACUAGGAUGUUAAACAAUUUGAGUUCGGUCAGUUCGGCUGGUUCGAAUCAGUUGUUGGACAGUCGGGGUUGUAGGAAAUGUGAUGUUUCUCUUGGUGGUAGAAGUGCUAUUGUUGAGCCUGCUGUUACUGUUAGGGUUUCGGAUUAUGAUGUAUUGGGAUUGAAUAGAGUUGAUGAUAGUUGGACGAGACAAAAUGGGAAAGAUUUUGAAGUGAGAUAUAAGGAGGGAGAAGGAAGUUGUUCGGAUAAAGUGAUGAACUCUGAGUGUCAGUCCUGUAGGGAGGGAGAUGGGUCUAUAAUAGUUGCUGAUGAAAUAUACAUGGGAAAACCUGAUCGGUAUUUGAUCAAGUAUGCUAGGAGAACCACUGCGAAUGAAGGAUGCAAAAGAAAACCUGAUCGAUACUUGAAAAAGUAUGUUAGGAGAAUUUCUGCUCGUGGAAGAUAUGCUGGGAAAAUUGAUAGGUAUUCAAGAAAGUAUACUAGGAGGAGAACAGGGACAGAUGAAAUAAAAAAUGCAAAGCUGGAUAGAUUUUCAAUAAAGUAUACUAGGAGAAGCCUAAAUCAGAGAGCGGUUCAUGAUAACAGUUUCAGAUGCCUUUACGAACUCUUACAUCAUGAAUGAAGGCUUUUGCAGUUGGACUGAUGCUUGAGCUGCUUUAAGGAAUGAAAACUUCUCGGAAAGUUGCAACUUACGGUAGCUGAUGGUAAGAGGACUGAAUCAUAUGCUGGAUUUUUGAGGAGCUAAAUAAGGAGAGACACAAGUAACAUCAGGUUGUGAAAGAAAAAAGAAUUCUCAUUGGGGCCAAAUUAUCAUAUCCGCCAAUAUUAUAAUGUCUAUACCAGCAAGCUUGAAAAAAAAAAAAUUCUAUUGACUAGAAGCAUGGCACUCUUGAUAUCAAAAUCAUGACACAUCAGUUCCAUCAAGCUUGCUCAAGAAUUGAUAUAUUUUUAAACUUGAAUAUUACUUUUUCUAGCCAAUUCAUCAGCACUGAAUGCAACUGAUAAGAUGUUUCAGCAACGAGGAAAUUUUGUGUACUUCUCAUGAUUCGACUGUGGAGUAUGGACUAGUGUAGGCAAUACUUUUGGUUCUUUUAUGAGACUUUUUUUCACUGCAUUUUGAUGCUUCGUAAUAUCAGAGAAUAUUUUAGUUGGAUCAGAAUGCAACUAUAUAACUUCUGAAUAUGGAAAACAUUCAUAUCUCAAAAAAAAUGCGGUGAAAAGAAUGCCUGGAAUUCUUGGCGUCACGGAACUGACUGCUUCUUGUCUGUAUAGUUAAUGAGUUGUUGAGAGGUUAAAUUGAAAUGUUGCUCGACCAUUUUAAUGUUCAUGAUUUAGUAAAUGCAAACAUAGAAGAAAUGUUGCUCA
Messenger RNA from Mercurialis annua (annual mercury), 2123 nucleotides. RefSeq lists its product as uncharacterized. The coding region runs from base 151 to 1380 and encodes 409 amino acids. The record is from RefSeq and is a predicted model, not a curated record. Lineage: Eukaryota; Viridiplantae; Streptophyta; Magnoliopsida; Malpighiales; Euphorbiaceae. The transcript has 2 exons.